This is a messenger RNA of Rhizopus microsporus ATCC 52813, 993 nucleotides long. RefSeq lists its product as uncharacterized. NCBI's taxonomy places the organism in Eukaryota, Fungi, Mucoromycota, Mucoromycetes, Mucorales, Rhizopodaceae. Bases 1 to 993 code for a protein of 330 amino acids. The transcript has 5 exons. The record is from RefSeq and is a predicted model, not a curated record. Gene Ontology annotation, cellular component: endoplasmic reticulum.
AUGUAUUACUCACACAUUAUGGAUGCUAGUUCAAGUCAACGUGCUGUUGUUGUUCAAGAUAACGAAUGGUUAUCUUUUGAUAGUAACAGUGGCUUAUUUGAAAAGAAACUUGAUGCUAAUUUAGUCGUUCUUGUUUCUUCUGUUCAUUCACCUCAAGCUCUCUUGCCAACAAGAGAGGCAUCAUUUUAUGUUGAUGAUAAUGAUAUAAACGAAUAUUCCACCUUGGCUAACGACGUAGUCAAUGAUAUCCUAAAGAGUAAUCAAGAUGUUGCCUUGACUACUUUCAAAUCUUCUCGCGUCUGCGUUAAACAUCGCGAUGCAGGUGAACACUGUGUAUGUGGUGAAGAUGAUGAUGACAAGUCCGAAUACUUCAAGCUUUUCUUUUCCAAUUUUAAGACUGAAUUGUUUGAUGAAACUAAAAAGGCAGAUGCUAAAUUCAUGAAUGAAGUUGAAAGCAUUAGACAACACUGGGAUCAACCCGAGUUUCCUUCUGUCAACUUGAUCGAAAUCAACUCUUUAAAGGAACUUGCUGCAGACUAUGGUGUUGAUUCCGAUCAGUACAAGGAAGCAGAGCGCAUCUUUUCUCACUUGUUUGAAAAAUUAAUUAUACCAAACUUUGAAAACGCUUAUCCUCAAAAAUCACUUACUGCUUUCAUCUUCACCCCUAUUCAAACUAUCAACAAGAGAGGCCUUGAUGAUAAUGAUGAUGUUUGCUAUCGUACAGCUAGAGCCUGCAGAAAUGGAACCUCUGGUUGUCAUGGUCAUGGUGAAUGCGUUAAAGCUGGUGAAAGUUGUUUCACUUGUCAGUGCGUCUCUUCUUAUACGGGUGACGCAUGCCAAUACGUUGAUGCUGUAGGUGAUUUCCAAUUGUUGUUCUGGACAAGCGUUCUCUUGAUCGUCACUACUGCUUCUGUUGUUACCUGUGUCUUUAAGAGCGGAAGUAAUUCUGACGCUGGUAUCAUCAUGACCCAGUCUCUUCCAAAGCAAGAAUAA